AUGGCGCUGUAUAGACGCCUGUCGCCGACCGGCAGAAAUGAGACUUUAGAUGGCGCCAGCGACAGCCGAGACGAGAAUGCUCGUGGAUCAAAAACAACGCGGCGACUGCUGACUGCCGGCGAAGUGCCGUCUUGGUAUGCUCACAACUCGUACAUUCGCACCGGCUAUCGACCCGUCACGUAUUCUGCCAAGCUCUGCUUCGAGAGUCUUGGGUAUUUGCACAAUGAGACGCUCAAUAUUUACACUCACCUUGUGCCGGCGGGCAUUGCCGUCGUAGGCAAUUACGCUCUUUAUGUGUAUUUUAGCUCUCACUACCCUGAUGCGUCUUGGAAAGACCGGCUGGUGUUUCACAUAUACUUGUCGACGUCGAUUGUCUGCUACGGAAUCUCGUCCAUGUAUCAUAUGCUGCUUUGCCAUUCUGAGACAUGGUCGGGACUUUGGGCGAGGUUGGACUAUACUUCCAUUGUUUUUCAGAUCCUGGGGUCGUUUAUCUCGGGGAUUUAUAUAGGCUUUUACUGUGAGCCUAAUCUGCAGAAACUGUAUUGGACAAUGAUUGGGACAUUGGGACUUUUGACCGGUAUUGUUGUUGUAAGUCCCCGGCUUCAGAGUCCGAAGUGGCGCAACCUCCGAGUGUUUGCCUUUGUCGGUACGGGAUUGUCUGCUUUUGCACCCAUUAUUCACGCCGCCACCAUCUUUCCAUAUGAUCAGCUGGAUAAACAAGCCGGCCUACGGUACUAUUAUCUCGAAGGGAUCUCGAUUCUGACGGGCGUUGUGUUUUACGUUACACACUUUCCAGAGUCACGAAUACCCGAAAAAUUCGACAUCUUUGGCGCGUCUCAUCAAAUUUUUCAUUCUUUUGUUGUUCUGGGGGGUGUAAUUCAUUUCUACGGCAUUCUGAGCGCUUUCGAUUGGAAUUAUAACAACCCUCGCUGUGGCCUGUGA
Molecule: messenger RNA, 942 nt
Organism: Trichoderma breve
Lineage: Eukaryota; Fungi; Ascomycota; Sordariomycetes; Hypocreales; Hypocreaceae
Product: hemolysin-III related domain-containing protein
Exons: 3
Coding region: 1-942 (313 amino acids)
Cellular component (GO): membrane
Molecular function (GO): signaling receptor activity
Source: RefSeq, a predicted model, not a curated record